This is a messenger RNA of Heteronotia binoei (common prickly gecko), 1624 nucleotides long. RefSeq names its product vitellogenin-2-like. The record is from RefSeq and is a predicted model, not a curated record. Bases 44 to 1624 code for a protein of 526 amino acids. Lineage: Eukaryota; Metazoa; Chordata; Lepidosauria; Squamata; Gekkonidae. Gene Ontology annotation, biological process: lipid transport. Gene Ontology annotation, molecular function: lipid carrier activity. The transcript has 12 exons.
UGCAACCCCUAGUGAACGUGCAGCUUCAUUGGCAGCAGAAAUAAUGGAGAGCCCCAUAAUCAGGAGAAAUUACUGGCUUAACAUGGCAGCUAACCUGGCACAUGGAGCUCUGGUUUCCAGAUGUCUUUCUCAGUCUCCAUCUCAUGCCAAAGAAAUUCUCAAGCAUUUCCAUGAUCGCUUAGCAGAGGCACUCCGAAGUGGAGAUGAACAAGAAAUUAUAUUAUGUUUGAAGUCCCUUGCCAAUGCGGCUCAUGGAACCAGCAUGAUGCCCCUCGAGAAAGUCCUGUUUAAACGUAACAAAUAUUCAGACCAAAUUCAAGUGGAAGCUGUUUUGGCCAUAAGACAGGCAGCCAGGAUGGAUCCGAGGAAGGGACAAGAGCUUCUCACUGUAGCCUUUAUGGAGCGUGAAUAUUGUACUUUGGCUCGAAUAAUGGCUUGUGUCAGCCUCUUGGAAAUGAAUAUUUCUCUCCCUCUGGUAGUAACAAUGGCUAAAGUGGCAGCCAAUGAUAAUGAUGCCCAAUUCCAGAGAUUUGUAAUCUCUCACAUGACUGAGGUAGCUGGUCUCCGGGUUCCACAGUAUGCUGAUGUGUCUUCUGCUUGCAAGUUUGCCCUUAAACUUCUGAAGGUCCGGUCUUUCAAAAUGCAGUAUUAUUACAGCAAACCGAAUAUAUUUAAGUUCUAUGACAGCCAACGAGGAAUUGGAUUUAUUGAAAAAGUUAUCACAGAGAGCACUGCCAAAAAUCUAUUCCCUUCAAGUACAAUGUUAACCACACAACUACUGCUUCCUGGUGGAAAAACUAAUCUGUUUGAGGCUCGUUUAAAUAGUGGUAUCCUCGAUGAACUUUUGAAGGGACGAAGCCACUUUAAUCAGAAGAUAAGCAAGGCUGAAAAAGUGGUGCCAGGAGUAUAUCCUGAAAGCCAAGAUCAAUCUAUUAGUUUCAGUAUGUUUGACAAAGAAAUUGCCUAUCUCAUCAAACCUAAGAAUCUGAGUGAAGAGUAUUUUCAGCCACUGAUUAAUAAGGUCUUCAGAAACCUCCAAGAAGGCAUUUCAGGCCAAGUUGUCAGUCCAGUGGCAUUUCCAGAGAUUCGGCGCAUGUUUCCUAACAAUCUUGGUAUGCCAUUGGAAGUAGGUGCAACUGGCAUGUUCAUCGCAGAUAUUUCAGCAAAUGUGCGUGCAGUGGUGUCUCCUCCUGUGGAUUCCAAUUUCCAUCCAUCAGAACUGGCCACACUAAAACUUUCAGUUGACAUUAAUGCUGCAGUUACUGGUCAUGGUGCAAUAAGUAUGGGAAUUGUUGCAAAUGAAUGGCAGAGAACUAUGGAAAUUAGCGGUGAUUUCCUUCUACAUGUCCCACUGAAGGCAACCAUAACAAUAGACGUGAAAGAUAAGAGCUACAAGAUUGGAUUCCCUCCAGUCUGCAAGAAGACUGAGCUGGUGGCAGCAAAACAUGACUCAUACUUGGUAGCGAGAAAUUCAGCAGAGCCCAAUGUUGAGAAGAAGAUCCCGCUUGUUUCAAAAAAAUCAGAAGCCAGUCUCCAGGAUGAACAUUUCGUGUCAGAAGAAAGAGUUUCAAGAGAAGACAACUUGGCAGUAAAUAUCUAUUAUUCAUGUGUGGAAAGUGCCUGA